GCUCUCACAGAGCACUCACCUCAGUCCGAGCAGACGCGCGUGUACAAUCUCCGGCUCAGGGAGAUCGAGAGAGAGACAGAGAGAGACACACACACAGCAAGAGAGAGAAAGACAAGAACUGCUUCGACGCGAAUAACAUAAAGAAGAGAAUAUGAAAUCCGUCUACCAGCUGCUCAGCCUGCUGUUCGUCUUCGGCAGCUUGCGCGUGGACGAGCUGGAAGCUUGUUCAUGCGCGCUCUCGCACCCGCAGGACGCCUUCUGCAACUCCGAUAUCGUGAUCCGAGCCAAAGUGGUGGGGAAGAAGCUGCUGAAUGAUGGACCAUUUGGCACCAUGCGCUACACAGUCAAGCAGAUGAAGAUGUACAAAGGAUUCAACAAAAUCCAGCACGUCCAGCACGUCUACACAGACGCUUCAGAGAGUCUGUGUGGAGUCAAGUUCGACAUUAACAAAUACCAGUACUUGAUUACAGGUCGCGUGUACGAAGGAAAGGUUUACACAGGUCUCUGCAACUUUAACGAGAGGUGGGAGCGUCUGUCACUCGCUCAGAAAAAAGGAAUGAACCAUCGCUACCAGCUGGGCUGCAACUGCAGGAUUAAGCCUUGCCACUUCUUGCCCUGCUUCGUGACCUCAAAGCACGAGUGCCUGUGGACGGACAUGCUGUCACACUUCGGCUAUCCUGGCUACCAGUCACGACACUACGCCUGCAUCCAGCAGAAAGAGGGCUACUGCAGCUGGUACCGGGGCAUGGCCUCUCGCGACAAAACCAACAUAAACACCACGGAUCCAUGAAAAAUCCCAUCAGUCUUGUUUUUUUAACCUUUUUUUUUUUUUUUAUACCGCCCUUCAAACCAAUCAUAAAAGUUGUUUUUUCCUACUGCCCUUCAAAACAAUCCUAAAAAAAAAAAACCCUGUAAAAGUUUCCCUUCCUUGUUUCCAGAAUAUACAGGAACGAGGAACGUGCAGAAUGACAAUGAUACUGAUGCCUGUGGUAGCACUUUAGAGGUAAACGAUACCUGUGUAUGAAUACAUACUAUAUUUACAUACAGAGACGCACAGACACUGAGCAGUUAAUCCCCUCAAGAGAGCCGCCCGUGGGAAUCGAAUCAGGGUAAACGACAGCACUCGGUCUUUAGCUAUCAGUGAUUAGAAUCUGUGUCACGAGUAAGGACGAGCGUAUGUAUGAUAUACUGGCUUUAGACAGAAACAUCUAGAAAAUUCUCCAUGCGUUCGCUUACAGUGACACACUAAAACUCCCAUAACUUCCCAUAACGAUUCACCCCUAUCGCUGUGAUACGAUUUCCCAAUCUAUUUGUCUUUCGUAAUCAAGUUCAGAAUAUUCAGAUAAAAAAAAAUGUCAAUUUCUCGCCUGGCCUUUUUGUUUCUUUUGAGACUGCACUAAACAAGCUUUCUAAACUGCUGCCUCUUUUUCGAUUAAACCAUUUGGACACUCCGUUAUAUAUAUAUAUAUAUAAAUAUUAUACAUAUAAAGUAUAUAUACAUAUAUAAAGCAAUAAGUGUUACUGUGAAAAGGUUGGGUGCCAGACACAGCAUCACUUAACACAGCACAAUGUAGAGCGCAUUGAUAUACAGUACAGUAUCACACUUACAGUUCCAUCCGGACGCUGUCACAGGACGCUGUCUGACCUAAUAAUUUAUGAAAGCAAUACUGGUCCUCCCUCUGAAGCAGUUUUACUCGUCGAGUGUUAUUUUUUAUUAUUUAGAACGAUAUGAAUAACUGUAUAGAUCCACCAUGUAUGCUGUAUAAUAUCUAUUUAUAAGUGAUCCUUUUGCCUGCCUCCGACUUUGUGCUGUAGUUGUUCGACUUCCGUAAUAUAAUCCUCUUGCAUUCAAAGUUUUAUUUGUUCGAAUAGUCAUGAAUAAUAACAGAGUUAUAAUGUAUAUUUUUUACAAAUCAAUCCGCAUAGCACACUUUGUGGGGAACAGUUAUUUUCUUGAACAGAGCAUUUUUAGUUGAUUUUCUAUGUUGUUGUUGUUGUUUUGUUUUUUUUCCUCUCUCUCGCUCGUUAUGGUAUAAGCUAAGAAGAAGAAGAUGACCUGACUAAAACCUCUGUUGCGUUUCGAGAACCGACGUUAAACUCACGGAGCUAGCGCUCCAGAGAAACGUUAUUCAGUGGUCUAUAACAGAAUCAGCUCUCUGCCCUGCACUGAUUUGUAUUCAUGACUGAGCUUAAUCUAAACUGGGAACUAAACUGCCCCAUAGUGGGAUACAAGAAAAGGCUACAAAAUCCUGUGCAAAUCCCAGAACCAAAAGUCAAGUCUGUGCCAGGAGUUACUUGGUGAAGAAAAAGUACUACAACGAUGGCGAUGUUAUUCGUGUUAAUUUGACGGUACUUCUCUCCUGGACAAUGAGCUGGCUGGUACUAACAAACCGUCUUUUCAUAACCGUACAAACAGAGGUUUUAGUUCUGGUGUUAGUUUUGGGUUUCUGUAAAGAUAUUGGCCUAUUUGAAAUGGACAGAUGCAACUAUUGUUGAUUUUGUUUGUUGUCGUUGUUGUUACUAAGCUCUUGUUUGGUCUUUUUCAUCUUCACAGUAUUGACAGUAUCUUCAGUUCAUUCCUCUGUAUGAGACUAAGAUGCCUCCGGUAGAUGAAAUGGCAGAAACGAUUCAGUCAUGACCUGGCGUUUCCAGUUAAUCAAUUAGGAAAUGUUCAAGGAGAACAACCUCCAGCACAAAACAGACCUAGGAUUAGUUUUUUGGGGGGAAAAAUAAAGAAACCCACAGCAAAAUCAACUGAUAAAACAAAUUGAACCAGAGUUUCAAGAUUAUUCUAACUACUAUGAUGCUGUUCAACAAAAUACACCUUAUUUAUUUCAGUAAUUAUCCAUAUCCAAGAAAAACCUGAGGCAUCUUAGUCUCCAUCACUUUAUACUGUCUGUUUUACACACCUUUCAGUCAAUCAAGCCUCGGAUAUAAUUAAUAGAACGUUCAAGGCUUUUUUUUAUGUACUGUGUGUGUGUGUGUGUGUGUGUGUGUGUUUUUGUGUACACUGAUUUGUAAGGGGAAAUGUCUUUUCUUGUAGGAGCUUACAGAAAUGUUAUGAUUUUUAAUUUCUCUUUUAUAUUUUUAUAAUAAAGAUUUAAUGAAAAUUGCAUUUGUGAACAUGUCCUAUUUAACAAAAUGUAUGUUUAUACUUUAAAUCGAACGAAUGCCUGCCUCGAACCCGGGCAAAAGUGUAUGUAUAUUAUAUCAGAUUUUACGUCUAAAUAAACACAUCAAGUCGGUUCUUGUA
This is a messenger RNA of Hemibagrus wyckioides, 3253 nucleotides long. Its product is annotated as metalloproteinase inhibitor 3. Gene Ontology annotation, biological process: negative regulation of endopeptidase activity; negative regulation of membrane protein ectodomain proteolysis. Bases 152 to 790 code for a protein of 212 amino acids. The record is from RefSeq and is a predicted model, not a curated record. Gene Ontology annotation, cellular component: extracellular matrix. Gene Ontology annotation, molecular function: protease binding; metalloendopeptidase inhibitor activity. NCBI's taxonomy places the organism in Eukaryota, Metazoa, Chordata, Actinopteri, Siluriformes, Bagridae. The transcript is spliced from 5 exons.